Messenger RNA from Penicillium coprophilum, 927 nucleotides. RefSeq lists its product as uncharacterized. The record is from RefSeq and is a predicted model, not a curated record. NCBI's taxonomy places the organism in Eukaryota, Fungi, Ascomycota, Eurotiomycetes, Eurotiales, Aspergillaceae. The coding region runs from base 1 to 927 and encodes 308 amino acids. The transcript has 3 exons.
AUGUCGUCAGUCCCAAUGUCAGAGGACAACCCCUUCCAGUCUUUGAUUGUGGAGGCAAAUCACGAUCCGGCAAUAAUACAAUCUCGAUACGAAAACCACCGAACAACUCGUAAUAGCCAGCAAAGUGCACUGAUCCUAGCCGACAGCUUUCCUGGCUGGUCCCUUGACCAGAUUCUGAAGCGGCUUGAUGGUCCCGAAAAGGAAGACGGAUUUGUCGAUCCUCGAAACUGUCUUGUCAUCUGGGCCAGACCCUCGCCUCAAGUUCGCGACCUGAUAUCCUUUAUUCAAAAUGAGUUGAAACCCAUUUUCCCCUCACUCUGGCUCAUGCCACCUGAAAACCUUCACAUCACUGUCUUGGAAGCCGCUCAUUCUCUAACGGAAGAGCAAAUCGAAGACCUUGUUCAGACACUCCUCUCAUCCAAAGACGUCACGCCUGCAGAUAUUGCAGCGUACCCACGCAGCCAUGCUACACGUCUCAUCAAGCCUAUGGUAAGCUUUGAUUCGGCCGCACUGGCGCUCAGCUUUGUUCCGGCUGCUGGCGAGUGCCUAGGAGCGGAGCCUAGCAGCAAUAACGAGCAAUACACAUAUCAUCACCUCCGUCAAGAUGUCUUUGACAUGGUCCGACAGGCCAAAGUCCCUGUGGCUUCGCGUUAUAUUUUUCCCUCGGCACAUCUCACUAUCGCAAGGUUCAUCUCCCAUGACGGCUUUACGUUCAAGGGAUCAGAUGGCACAGAGACAGUUGAUCAUUUGCGCGUCAAGCUGUUGAUCGAUAAAAUUGGUGAGAUUAAUCAGAGAUUGGAAAAUGAGUAUUGGCCUAAGAAAGGUGCCAUCAGGGAAGGAGGUGAAUGGACUGUUGGGCAAGAGGGCCUAAUCAUUCGGAGAGGGCGUGUCUGGUAUGGAGACGGCGAGAAGCUGCCGGUACUCUAG